This is a messenger RNA of Formica exsecta, 1260 nucleotides long. RefSeq lists its product as uncharacterized. Bases 250 to 1137 code for a protein of 295 amino acids. Lineage: Eukaryota; Metazoa; Arthropoda; Insecta; Hymenoptera; Formicidae. The record is from RefSeq and is a predicted model, not a curated record. The transcript has 6 exons.
AUUUUGAUGCGCAAUGAACGAAGUAGAUACGAGUCUCUCAUCUUACUCAAACUCACUAUUCAUGUCUGUCGUUUGAAACUUUUUAACAUUGUUUUUAAAUAUAUGCAGCAUUGCGCGUUUUGCUGAUAUUUCCGCAAAAUAAUAUAACGAAUGUUGCGUGUUAAGAUAAUUAUAAUUUCUUCAUAUUUUCUCAUUUGUCGUUAAAUGUCUUUCUGAAUUUUUUCAUGUGUAUCUGUGUAACUUGCUACUAUGAAUGAUACGAACGAUGUUAUGACAAACAUAUACGACACCUUGAUACACUUGCGGUAUCCACAUAUCACUAACGCAGAGUCAAAAGACUUGGAAGCAACAAUUCUUAGUGGUGAAAAUCGCAUUUGCUUACUUUCUUGGCUUCUGACAGAGAAAUCGCCGUCGAUCAACGCACAUUUGGAAAGGCUGAAGGAUGUUGCCUUGGAAGAUCAAUUAUUCGAAUAUUACUCUCAGAUUGGGAUCUGUAACAACAAGGAUAUAUUACUGGGUAAAUGUUCCUUGAAGGAACAGCUACCAACUUUAAGAUUAUUAUUGGAUUUUAUGAAAGAAGUACAUAUGAAACCGUUUGUGAAUGUAAAUGAGACAGAAAGAACACUUCAUGACAUUAUUAAGCUAUAUAUUGAUGAUGUCGAUCAAAUACCUUCUCUUUCUGUGAAACCAAAAGUAAGUUACGCUGAAAGUAUUAAAUAUUUCAAAGAAAGUGAAACAGAAAUGUUGAGUAAUGAUUGCGGAGAUAUUAAAACUAACUUGGAUGAAGAUUCAUGUGUAGAGACUGAUGAUAGACUAAUCAAUGAUAAACAAAAUACAUUAUUUGAGAAGGAAAAAGAGAAGUUUAUAGAAGCAUUUCAGACAAUUUCGUCUUGGCCAGUACAAACCAGAAAUUUAGACAAAAAUAUUUCUGAUUCCAUUUGUUCAGACAUUAAAAGUGUAUGCUCUGAUUUUAACACUUUAAAAAAGGUGCUGCAAGCAAAAGACGAGAUAUGUAAUAAGAAAAAUUUAGCAGCAUUACCGAAGACUACUACACCUUUAAAUAAAGUUAUAGAAGAUAUAGUUAUUUAUAACGAAGAACUCGAAAAUUGGAGUAUGACAAAUAAUAGCGUUGAUUAAUUUUGUAUUUAUACUUAUACAUAAUUCUAGCUAUAAUUAUUAAGCAUAAUUUAUAUAUAUGUAAUGUAAUCCAAAUAUUUGUAAUAUACACACCAAGAAAAAUCUAUUUCUGAAAUUUUAUUA